AACCAAAAUGCCGACCCUCCUGCCGUGAGCCCCCGGAGGCGCCACCGCCGUCGUCGACUACUUCGUCCGCUUCUUGUACCAAUAGUUCACGCGACCCUUACCCGGGUCUGCCUUGCAUAUUCCACCCCGUGGGGACUCUCUCUAGUGCUAACCGGGGACAACUGUAUCUCCAGAAUUGAUAGCCGAGGGCAACAUCCCCAGACCUCAUCCUUCGCACAUCCCGUCUUCGCCUCGAUUGCCCGCACUUACCCUUCACCAUCUUCACUACUUGAGGCAACCAUGGCAGACAAUCUGAGAAUAGCAAUAAUAGGCGCAGGUAUGGGAGGCCUCGCGACCGCCCUCUCCCUAGCCAAGUCAGGCCACAAGAACAUCACCAUUUACGAAACCGCCCCAGGCCUAGGUUUCGUAGGUGCCGGAAUUCAGCUUGCGCCAAACAUGGCACGAAUCCUCGACCGACUCGGCUGCUGGAAGCAAAUUGCCGCAGAAGCUGUCCAGUGCAGUGACACGUACAUCCGCGAGGGCAGCACCAAUAAGGAACUUGGCCACGUCAAACUUGAUUACGUGGAGAAGACAUACGGGUACCCACACAUGGUAGGCCACCGGGCCAGUCUAGCAAAUUCUCUCUACGACGGAUGCCUUAAGGAACCCAGCAUCACCUUCAAGCUGGGCAGCCUGAUCUCCGAAGCACAAUUCGGCCCAAAUCCAUCCUUCAAACUCACACCUGUCGGUGCUCCUGACGAAGAGCGCCGCGUAGAAUGCGACAUCCUCCUCGCUGCCGACGGCGUCAAAUCGCAAACCCGCGUCUCGAUGCUAACCUCCCUCAACGAAACCGCGACCGUCAAAGACUCGGGCCAAGCCGCCUACCGCAUCAUGCUCACCCGUGAGCAAAUGGCCCACGACCCCGAACUCCUCGCACUCAUUGAGGCCGAUACGGUUACGCGCUGGAUUGGCGAGAAGAAACACAUCAUCGCAUACCCAAUCCACAACAAGCAGAUCUACAACAUUUCGACCGCGCAGCCGGAUACGAAUUUCUCGACUGCGCCAAAUACCACGUACACAACCACGGGCUCGAAAUCGGCCAUGAUGGGCGUCUACGACGACUUUUGCCCCAUGAUUCACCGUAUGCUGGAUCUAGUGCCUGACGGGGACGUCGUAGAGUGGAAGCUGCGCGUCCACGAACCCCUGCGUACAUGGGUACACGGCAGUUCCGCUCUUGUAGGCGACGCAUGCCAUCCCACACUACCACAUCUCGCACAGGGCGCUGCGCAAGCCAUCGAGGACGGCGCUGUUCUUGGGGUCGUUCUCGCCCCGUCACGGAUCGCGGAUGGAUCCCCUGAUUCGAUCAACGCUGCGCUGAAAGUAUACGAAAGUGUGAGGAAAGAGCGUGCCGAGGCUUUGGUAGAGCUUGCGGCUGAGAAUGGAAGGCAGAUGCAUCUUGGUAGCGGGAAGGCAAAGGAAGAGCGAGAUAAGAUCUUUGCGGCGUUGAAGAGUGGGAAGGGCCCUGUGCCGGACAAGUGGGCCGAUGCAGAUGUGCAGAAGAUGAUCUACGGCUUAGAUGUUGUGGAUGAGGCGGAAAAGGCUUGUUUGGCGCAGGGACUUGUUGCGAAGUUGUGA
This is a messenger RNA of Periconia digitata, 1614 nucleotides long. Lineage: Eukaryota; Fungi; Ascomycota; Dothideomycetes; Pleosporales; Periconiaceae. The record is from the annotation of a GenBank genome assembly.